UAGAUAAAUUUCAUUUUGAAUCUACCCGUGUUAACUAUAGUGAAUGGAUAAUAAUUAAAUAAGUCAACAUGAGAAUUUUUAUUCUUUUUGUAUUCCUUGGAUAUGCAUAUGGAGCACCAUCCCGGGCCGAGGGGGUCGCGCUGUGUGAAGUGUGCCAUCUUCUGGUCGGGGAGGUACAGGACCUCGUGCUCCAAGGACAAACACAGUCUGUGAUUGGCGACUAUGUUAGCGAUAUCUGCAACCGGUUGCCUUCCACCGAGAAGGACGUCUGUAACACCUUCCUGUCCACCAACACCGGACUCCUCGUCGACAAGCUCGUCUCAGACCUGACUCCACACCAGUUUUGCGGUCAACUUCCUGAAGUGUGUCCACCACAGCAGGCAGAAGAGGCGGAAGAGUCUGUAGGGGGCCCACUGGAAUGUGAGCUAUGUAAGCUGGCGGUUCUGGGCAUCGACAAGCUCAUCGGGCAGAACCGUUCGUCGACGGCCAUUAACGCCACGCUCGAGAAAUUCUGUGACAGCCUGCCAGACGAACUUGGAAAACUGUGUAAGCAGAUCGAGCCUGCAAUCCUCAAGGGCAUCACGCAAGGGUUCGACCCCGAUACUGCCUGCAAAUUUGCCGCUCUUUGCGCUGCUCCAAGACCUGGCGAUAUAGUAAAUCUGUCGUGCGAUUUAUGUAAUACAGUCUUGGACGCUAUUGGGGUUUCGGAUACGGAGAGUAUCUGCGCCGUUCAAAAAACCUGCAUACUUGAGGCGGAGAAAAUCAGACGGGAAUUGGAAAAACAGGAUGAAGUGCAAGAUACACUGGAGUGUCAGCUCUGCAAGUUUCUCGUUCAAGCCAUUGACACACUACUGGGAGAGAACAGGACGGCGGCUGAGGUGAACAAAACUCUCACACAGUUCUGUAACGACCUGCCCGGGGAACUCAAGGACUCGUGCAUCAGCGCCCUGCCAGAUAUUUUGAAGGCAAUUCUUGGCGGGAUUGAGCCAGCAAAAGCCUGCGACUUUGUUAAAAUUUGCAAUGAUGCGGGAACAAUACCGGUGACAAACGACUACAUACCAUGUGAUGUUUGUGUGCCUACAAUGGAAGCAUUGGCUGGCGAGACAGGUAUCAGCAUAUGCCAUCAGUUCGAAUUCGUGUGUGGGGAAGAGGAGGCGAAACUAGCUAUCGAACAGGCUCCUGCUACCCCUGAUGAGACGCCUUAUUGCGAUAUAUGUCAGUUCCUUGUCAAGUCUGUGGUGAACCUGGUGGGGACUGAGCGCUCAAUGGAAUCGGUGGCCAACGCAGUGGACACGGUGUGCUCUAACAUGCCUGCCGUCGGCAGAGACCUGUGUGGGAAAUUCGAGGAUACCUUGGUCGAGCAGAUUGCCAGCGGUAUGGACGACCCGCUCGAGGGCUGCACACUCCUGGCUGUAUGUUCAGGCCAUGAACGAGACAUUUCAAAAGCACCUGUCGAACAUACAAAGACCAACCUUAAGGCCACCCCGGAAUGUGAAUUGUGCCAAUUCAUCAUAAACGUCCUUGACCAGUUUGUGACCACGAACCAGAGUGUUCAGCAAAUCAACGAGACCCUGUACAACCUUUGUGACAAGCUCCCCAGAGACUACCAGACCACUUGCUUCCGGCUUGUACAACAAAUUGAUGUUGUGGUGGCUUCUGGACUUGACCCAGACAAAUCGUGUGAAGCUGUCAAGCUAUGCGAUGACUCUGCAGAAUCAUUAACCGCCAACGAGGGACUCUGUGAAACAUGCUCUCUUCUUGUUGAACUUCUUCCUGAAGAACAAGCUUUAAAGAUUAAAAAUAAUGUAUGCCACAAAGUAUGCCCAAACAGAGUAAGGCGCUCCAUAGAGAAAGAGAUGGCAAUGAUGCUCCCAAAGUUCGGUUCGGGAGGCCCAGCAGAGUGCGAGUUGUGUCAUGUGGCAAUUAGAUCGAUUGACGAACUCAUAGCUGAAAACAAAUCCGUGUCAGAGAUUAAUAAAACUGUGACGGAAGUCUGCGAGCGGCUUACAGGGAUUCAGCUACAACAGCAGUGUAUGAAAGUGGUGCCAACAUUAGUUAAAACUCUGAAAACCGGCCUCGACCCUAUUAAAAUAUGCAAAAGCUUGAACCUAUGUACAGAGGAAAACAAAAGAAGCAGAUCUAAGCUGUUGAAAAAGAAGAUCCAUAAACGUUCAACCGCCGAUGGGAAUUUGAAAGACAUUAAGUGCGAUAUUUGUAAGGGGAUCAUAGAAGAACUGGAUUCAGUUUUGGAAAAGAAUGCCACGAUAGAAAAGAUAAAUGAAACCUUGUACCAGACAUGCGACAAACUUCCAGGGGCGAUCAACGAUUUGUGUCUGCAGUUUGCUCCCCAAAUAAUAUCGGCGAUAGAGCAGGGAGUAGACCCUACGGAUGCAUGUAGCAAAAUAGGAGUCUGCACAAGCUUAGACGACAUUAAACCCAUCGAACAACCGGUUGGCGAUAUUAAAUGUGACAUUUGUGAGCUUAUUAUUAACGCGCUGGACAAACUCGCUGGACAGAACGCCACGGAUGAGAAAAUUAACGCCACAAUCUACGCUUUAUGUGGAGAGCUGCCUGGAGCGGCACAAGUAUUUUGCCAAAAUGUUGCCCCUACGAUUGUCAAAGCAAUCGAACAAGGAGUGGAUCCGCAAGCAGCUUGUGCAGCUUUAAACUUGUGUUCGUCGGGUAAGACAAAUGUUACUGCGAGUUUUUAACGUUUUACAAAGAAUGUCGGUGAUCUAAAGUGUAACAUAUGUGAACUUUUGGUUCAAGAGUUGGAAAAACUAAUUGGCGCUAAUGCAACCGAUGAGAAAAUUAAUGCCACCAUCUACGGCUUAUGUGACCAACUACCCGGGACAGCCGCGUCUUUUUGUCAACUUAUUGCACCAACGAUUGUGAAAGAACUCGAGAAGGGCGGCGACCCACAAAAGACGUGUUCUGAUGUGAAACUUUGUUCAGCAGACAUUAGACCCAUCGAACAACCGGUUGGCGAUAUUAAAUGUGACAUUUGUGAGCUUAUUAUUAACGCGCUGGACAAACUCGCUGGACAGAACGCCACGGAUGAGAAAAUUAACGCCACAAUCUACGCUUUAUGUGGCGAGCUGCCUGGAGCGGCACAAAUAUUUUGCCAAAAUGUUGCCCCUACGAUUGUCAAAGCAAUCGAACAAGGAGUGGAUCCACAAGCAGCUUGUGCAGCUUUAAAGUUGUGUUCCACAGCUGUUCUAAGACCUACCGUUCAGUUGACAAAGGAGGUCGGUGAUGUAAAGUGCGACAUCUGUGAGCUUUUGGUCCAAGAGUUGGAAAAACUUAUUGGCGCUAAUGCAACCGAUGAGAAAAUUAAUGCCACCAUCUACGGCUUAUGUGACCAGCUACCCGGGGCAGCUGCAUCUUUUUGUCAACUUAUUGCACCAACGAUCGUGAAAGAACUCGAGAAGGGUGGCGACCCACAAAAGACUUGUUCUGAUGUUAAACUUUGUUCAGCAGCUAUUCCAAAAGCGAGUUCUGUGCGAAUUUCGAAUGCUGUUGAUGUAAAGUGCGAUAUAUGUGAAUUCGUUAUUAAUGAAUUUGACAAAGUUCUCGCAGAUAAUGGCACUGAUAUAAAAAUAAACGCAACAAUUUUCGCAGCGUGUGACAAGCUGAAUGGAACUGCAGCUAUAUUUUGCAAGCUGAUUGCACCCAGUGUAGUGAAGGCACUCGAGGACGGAAUCAAACCACAGGUGGCGUGCAAGGCUGUAAAACUAUGCCCCUCUUCUUUUCGAAAACCUACCGUUCAGUUGUCCAAAAAUGUCGGUGAUAUAAAGUGCGACAUCUGUGAACGUUUGGUUCAAGAGUUGGAAAAACUUAUUGGCGCUAAUGCAACCGAUGAGAAAAUCAAUGCCACCAUCUACGGCUUAUGUGAUCAGCUACCCGGGGCAGCCGCGUCUUUUUGUCAACUUAUUGCACCAACGAUCGUGAAAGAACUCGAGAAGGGUGGCGACCCACAAAAGACCUGUUCUGAUGUUAAACUUUGUUCAGCAGCUAUUCCAAAAGCGAGUUCUGUGCGAAUUUCGAAUGCUGUUGAUGUAAAGUGCGAUAUAUGUGAAUUCGUCAUUAAUGAAUUUGACAAAGUUCUCGCAGAUAAUGGCACUGAUAUAAAAAUAAACGCAACAAUUUUUGCUGCGUGUGACAAGCUGGAUGGAGCUGCAGCUAUAUUUUGCAAGCUGAUUGCACCCAAUGUAGUGAAUGCAAUCGAGCAGGGGAUAAGUACAAAGGAGGCGUGCAAGGCAACAAAACUAUGCCCCUCUUUUUCCGGCCCACCUCCUUCGAACGACUUAAAGUGUGAACUCUGCGAGAUGAUAGUGUUGAAAGUUGACAAUUUCGUCGGGCAGAACGCUUCUGACGAAAAAAUAAAUCAGACAGUGUACAAAGUAUGCCAAGAACUCAGUGGCACAAUGCAGACUUUUUGCCUUUUGGUAGCCCCGACAGUCAUCAAAGAAAUAGAAAUGGGAGCUAAACCUGACCAAGCCUGUGCACAGCUGAAGCUCUGUGGCAAUCACAAUGACACCAGAGCAAUAGUCCAAAAGCCAACGAUCACAAAAGAACUCCACCUAAGCUGCGCGGUUUGUGCGAGAGCCCUGGAGCCUGUCAUUUCAGAUAUCACAGGCGACUAUGCAAAGAUACAAAAUGUCGCUCAGAAUAUCUGCAACAAUUUACCGGCGAUUUACAGAAGUCAGUGUAUGACAUUGGCGAACGACGAGCACGGCUACAUGUGGAAACCUUUCUUUGAGCGCUACACACCCAAGAUGCUGUGUGAGUUGGCAGAAUGUACUGGCAACCCCCCGGGAAAUCUUUCCUAGAGCCAGCUGGAAGGAACGUAGCUGAUUAUAUAGAACAAUAUUCUAUAAACAACAUUGUAGUUGUGUCUGUAUUUUAAGAUAAUGCAGCUGUUUGAAAGAUAUUAUAUAAAUAUUAUCCAUUAUUUAGACAUGACAUUCUUGUUGCUUGAAUUGCACUUUUUCUACAAGUUUUGUGAUAUCGAUAUAUUGUUUUUCUAUUUCUUUGUUUUUUAAUGAUGAUGGUUAUAUCUGAUCGAAAAAUAACUAUAUUCAAUUUGGAGCGAAUAGAAUGCAAAUCUGUAUGUUUUAUUGAUAUCAAAGGUAUAAUAAAGUAUAAACAAACAGUAUUUUUCUGCGGAGUGGCAAGUGGUACAUGCAUCGGCAGCUAAGAGUCAAUUUCUGUUCGAUAACAAUGCUAAGCUGGUUAAACAAAUUAAGGAUAGACAUAUUUGAUAUUACGGGCAAAGCAGAAUUUAUCUUGACCAUACAAUAAACGUGAAAUGGAUCGGAAAAUAAACAAAUAGUGAAUUGAUUUAUCAGUACACGCGGCUGAUGUAUGUUUGACUAGCCUUAGUUGUAUCGGAGUGAACCCAAAUCUCAUUGAGUAAUGAAAUAUGUUUAUUUACAUAAAAUAGUCCAUGAAAAUUAAAUGAUCCUGUUGUUGAAUUGAAAUACGGACUUAAAUCGCUCGAAGAAACGAAUAUUUUUUGUAUAAAUAAUUCAAAUUUGUGAACAAUAUUUUCGUGAGCUUGGGUGAGCACAAGGCGUGUUUUGGAAUCCAUGGACUACUGUGAUUGAAUAACUCCUCUUGAUGCUAAGAGGACAUAUGUCUGCGAUGUGAAAAGAAACCGUCGCAUCUUUUAUGACGAAAGGACAGUGGAAACACCAAUCGUUGGGUGUAACCCAAAUAAUUAUAGUGUAAUUUUCAAGGAAGGCUGGAAAUUCGAAUUGUGAUGAAGUGUUACAAAACUGUUCAAGUUGUAUCAUCGUAUCUAGGUAUUUCUAACUGUAACUCAGGAAGGUUAGGUUUAAGAGACUUGCAGUUGAAAAUGACUUGAUUAUCGGAUUCCUGAUAUAUCUGAAGGAAAGAGUCUACAAAAAUAGUGUCCGUGUUGCUAAAAACCACAAUCACCUAAAACAACAACAACAACGACAUCAACAACAGUAUUAGUGCAAUAAU
Mya arenaria is the source of this 5991-nucleotide messenger RNA. RefSeq lists its product as uncharacterized. Gene Ontology annotation, biological process: sphingolipid metabolic process. NCBI's taxonomy places the organism in Eukaryota, Metazoa, Mollusca, Bivalvia, Myida, Myidae. The transcript has 44 exons. Gene Ontology annotation, cellular component: lysosome. The record is from RefSeq and is a predicted model, not a curated record.